Iphiclides podalirius (scarce swallowtail) is the source of this 408-nucleotide messenger RNA. Lineage: Eukaryota; Metazoa; Arthropoda; Insecta; Lepidoptera; Papilionidae. The record is from the annotation of a GenBank genome assembly.
AUGGGUCGAGGUAUCGAGCGCGUGGAAGGGCGUCGCGUGGCGGCGUUUGGUGAGCAGGCAGUUGUGAUGUCGACUUGCGUGCUCGAGGAGGGGCACGAUGAAAGCGACGGCGACAGUGGCAGGAGCGAGGAAGAUUUGACCGUUGAAGUGUUGCCGGAAAGGCCGCGGCGCGAAGUUCUUGUCAGUGCUCGCGGAAGACGCGCGUGCUCAGAGCAGGGUCCACACCCGUCCCAGCUUUAUAUGCAUGGCUCACCCCAUCUGUGGGGUACCAAUAGCAGUCGACGGGGUUGGAGUAGAAAAAGGACUUCGGCCCCCCAAAUGGGAAACACUCAAGGUUCGAUGCCGCGUGUUGCGCUGGUGCUGCGGUCGCGUCGCAGUUGGCCUGUCGCACCGCAAUCAUACCGCAGG